This is a messenger RNA of Pristis pectinata (smalltooth sawfish), 4001 nucleotides long. RefSeq names its product synovial sarcoma, X breakpoint 2 interacting protein a (gene ssx2ipa). The transcript has 14 exons. NCBI's taxonomy places the organism in Eukaryota, Metazoa, Chordata, Chondrichthyes, Rhinopristiformes, Pristidae. The record is from RefSeq and is a predicted model, not a curated record. The coding region runs from base 455 to 2308 and encodes 617 amino acids.
CCGACUCGUCGCCCCGGCUUCACCGGCGGGAGUGCAGGGAGGGCCACCGGGUGAGGCGGAGAGGGCGGCGGCGGCGGCUGGAAGGGGGGGGGGGCGACGAUGGCCGCUCGGCGGCGGGGCGAUCUAACGGCAGCAGCGACCUCGACCUGAGCCGGUGAGGGGUCCCCGGCCGCGCGGCUGCUCAGGCGGGUCAGGAGCCGGUUGCCAUGGAUUCCGGCUGACGCGCAGGCGCAGCCGUCAACUGCCGUCCGCGUCCCCGCCCCCGCCCCCGCCAGGCGCGUUCCCGAGCGGCCGCACCCGCGCUCCCGACCGAGGGGAUUUGAACCCGCCGCUCCGGGAGUCCGCGACCAGCCGCCUAACAGACCGGAGGUGUGUACAUUGGGACAUUUACAUCAGUCAGUUGUAUGUGUUGCAGCUGAACUGGUUUUGCAGUUAAUCUGGCUGUUUGCUGGCUAUGGGAGAUUGGAGAGUAAAAACCAUGCCAGUACCAGAACCAUCACCAGAUAGGAAAGAAUUUGUUUAUCACUGCACAUCCCGAUCAAGAAUGUCUCCCUGCAAUGGCAUCAUUGAAUCACUACCUUUAAAUGGCAGUCAUAAUUUGAGUUUGUUUUGCACAAAAGAGAAUGUAGAACAAUGCAUAGCUUACCUCAAUCAGGAACUCGCUACCUUGGGUUUUCCGUCUUUUUACACGGAGGAGGCACAGCAAGAACUGAACCUGGUGUCCAUUUUAAAUUGCACAUAUGAUCUUUUACAACUUCACCGCAAGAAUCUCCGUGCACUAGAGGACAUGGAAACACAACAUCUGAAGUCCAGCAGUGAUAUGGACCACUUGUACCAUAGCCAAGUUAAACUAAAGGAUCAGCUGGAGUCCUCCCGAAGAGAGGUUGUAUCGUUUCAAGAGAAGGACAGACAGCUGCAAUUGAAGAACAGAGCUUUGCACAAUUUACUGAAGAAUGAAAAGGAGGAGAUACAAAAAUUACAAAAUAUAAUAGCAAGUCGUGCAACUCAGUACAACCAUGACCUGAAGAGAAAGGAACGAGAAUAUAAUAAACUGAAAGAACGCCUACACCAGCUUGUAAUGGACAAGAAGGACAAGAAGCUGUGUAUUGACAUCCUUAAUUAUGUGGGGCGUUCUGAUGGACGACGGAGUGCUUGGCGAACCGGCAAAACAGAAGCCAGGAAUGAAGGGGAAAUGUACAAAGUCCUUAUCAAUAACUACGAAAGACAUCAUAAAGAACUAAUGGUGGAAAACAUUGAACUAAAACAAGUUCUCCAGCAGAUGAAGAAAGAAAUGAUGUCCAUACUUAAUCGUAGAAAGCAGAGGCCAAAAGAACCAUUGGAAGAUAGCAGUGGUAUAGCUGGGUCAGACAACGAAGAGGAUUCACGUGAAUCAAAUAAAGAAAACAGCUUGGAGCUGUCGUGUGACGAGGUGCGGGAGCAACUCACCAAUAGCAUUCGGCAACAGUGGAGAAUGCUGAAAAGCCACGUGGAGAAACUGGACUCUCAAGCCUCCUUGAAGUCUGAUUUUCUGGAAGACGACGAAGUAAUCAGCAAAGAAGCUCAUGAGCAAGAAAUGGAGAAACUGAAGGUAGAAAUUCAGCAGUGCCGGGAUGUGAUCAAAGCCCAGCAUCAAUUGUUGCAGCAACAGCUUAGUACGCAGUGUGAUGAUGAAACAUCUGUACUACUGCGGGACUGCUACUUGCUGGAAGAGAAGGAACGGCUGAAAGAAGAGUGGAGAUUGUUCAAUGAUCAGAAGAAAAAUUUUGAAAGAGAGAGAAGGAACUUUACAGAAGCAGCUAUUAGGCUGGGUCAUGAGAGGAAGGUCUUCGAGGAAGAUCGAGCGACGUGGUUGAAGCAGCAGUUCUUGAACAUGACUCCAUUUGUGGAGAGCAAAAGGCCAAAAAUAAUGAAGCCACAAAGUGCCUUGUCUAUUAGUCCAGAGCAGGAGAAGCACAAGCUACAGUCCCAGCCAAAUAUGCCUGCUUGCUUCGGACCUAAUAGUACACCUGAACCUUCAAAAAAUACCAAAUUUUCUCCAUUGAAGAGUGCCGCAUCCACUGAAUCGGGUCGAAUAGGAUGUUUCACUACAGGCUCAAGCUCAAGACAUGUACCAAAAAGAGGUGUGGGGAGUUCUGAAAUGAACAGGAAUAGUAAUGGAAUCUCUCAUGAAAAAUGGAGGAGCAUCCCAAAGGCAGACCCUGAUCUCGUACAUUUCAACGGGUCCUUAACGUUUUGGAACAAUUCACAGGAAGAAGGGGAUUUGGAUGAAAAUUCCCUUCAAUCUGCAAAUGAACCCAGUCUCAAGUGAUUGGAGGGGAAGACAGAAACUAUUACUCCAGAUUCUGUAAUGUAAUCCAGGGUCCUUGGAAUAAUGCACUUGCAUUUAUACCCAGCGUGGUGGCAAUUGAACUGGAGUUCACUUCAGGCAGCACUUUGUAUGUUGAGUGGAAACUGUUGCAGAUCAUAAGAAGCCUGGCUGACUUUUGUUUUUAGUUUUUCAUUGGUGCACUAGGUUUACACAAGUUGGGUCUGAAUUAUCUCAUUUUAAAUACAUAGUUUUUGAUUUCUCUUUUGCUGUUGAUUUUAUGUAGAUGCAUUUUUUAAUUUUCAAAAAAAUUAGUUUUGAUUUUGAUUUGUUGAUGUAAGUAAUGUGAACCACCACAGCACCUGGGAUUACUUUAUUUUUUUUUGUAUUUGAGGCCUGAAGAAAUCUUGCACAUGUCAGAUCAUCACUACAGGCAGCAGUUGCUCAACUCAAUCAGGUCCUUGUAAAGUGUUCUGAGAGAAAUUUAAUGAGGAAGUUUUUUUAAGAUAGAUAGAGAUAUAUAUAUAUUUAGGUUCUGCUUUAAAUGUAGCACAUGAAUUUUUAGUCCUUGAAAGAUGGGAUAACAAUAAAUGUGUUCCCAGCUGGUGUAUCACAUAAGUUUAUUCAAGACUUCGUACUGUUGCUUUGUGCCACUGCUUUGGAGGUGUUUUGAGAAGUGAAGUGUGUUUUGAAUCAUGGGGAAGAAUCAUAAAAUCUUAGAGGGGCUCUUUCAGUUGCCCAAUUUAGUCAGCACCAGUGCUUUCAUCCUAUAACACUGCAAAUUAGUCAGCUACCUAUUUAUUUUCCUUUGGAAGGCUGUUAGAAUUUGCUUCCAUCACUCUUUCGGAUAGCUUCAGAAUUCAGAUCUUAACCUGCAAUGAAAGAAUUACGUAAAGAUACAGUUGCCUAACACUGAUAGAAGUAUACAAGAUUAUGAGAGGCAUGGAUAUGGUGGAUGGUCAGAAUCCUUUUUUCCCAUGGUGCGGCCAUCAAAAACAAGAGGGCACAGGUUUAAGGUGAGAGGAAGGAGUUUUAAAGGUGACUGGAGGAGUAAGUUUUUUUUUCUUACACAGGAUGGUUUAUAUUUGGAAGGCACAGCCAGAGGAGGUAGUGGAAUCAGAUACAAUUGCUACCUUUAAGAGGCAUUCAGACUGAUGUUUAAGGCAUAGAAGAAUGUGCCUGAUAUUUUGGUGUAUGUGGGUAUGGAUGAGGUGGGCUGAAAGGGCCCCUUUCUGUGCGGUAUCAAGUUGUUUGGGACGUCAUGGUGCGACUGUACAAGUCAGUGGUGAGAUCACGUUAGGAGUAUUAGGAAUUAGGAUGUCAUAAAGCUGGAAUUGGUGCAGGGAAGAUUUACAAGGCUGUUACUGGGACUGGAGAGCUUGAGUUCCAAGGAGAGACUGGGACUUUUUUGGUAAAUUGGUUUAUUAUUAUCACAUGUUAUGAGGUCCAGUGAAAAACUUUGUUUUGCAUGCUGUCCAUACAGAUCAUUUCACCACAUCAGCACAUUGAGGUAGUACAGAGUAAAACAAUACAGAAUGCAGAAUAAAGUAUUACAGUCACAGUGAAAGUGCAGUGCAGGCAGACAAUAAGGUGCAAGGCCACAAUGAGGUAGAUUGUCAGGUCAAGAGUCCAUUUAUCGUACUAGGGGACUGUUCAGUAGUCUUAUAACGGCAGGAAAAGCCCGGUGGUACAUGCU